UUUAUCGCUAGGGAUACGUUCCCCAUUUUGUUCCAGCUUCUGCGGCGCACUCUGAUUUUAAAACCCCAAAAACGCCAUACAAAACCCUCCAAGAUCAGGAUUUUAGAUUCUCCAUGGAAUCCUCAACUCUAGUUUCCUUCACGUUCUACUCUGCCUUUCAUGGUGGAACCUUCGAUGGUACUGGUGCAGCCUCCAACUCCCAUACGAUCAAUCGAAGCCGCCGCCGCCUGAGAUCUCUCAGUUUCCCGCUUCCUUCACCAGUACAGCCGUUUGUAGGCCGGCGGCGUGGCUUCCUAGCCUUCAUCCCCGUGGCUGCCUCUGGAGCUCGCGGAGGUUCAGGAAGGAGAGCAUAUCGGCAUUCUCAGGCGCAGCAGAGUCUCCCUCGUAUUCCGGUUAAGGAUAUCGCUUCGAUCGUUGCCCCAGCGGGAGCAUUUAUUGCCAUUACGUUCGGUCAUAACUUUGGGGAUGAUGGUCUAAUCUUUCUUGCUGAAAGCUUAGCCUUCAAUCAGAGUGUAGAGGAUGUGGAUUUUUCUGGGAAUGGGAUAACAGCUGCUGGAUUGAAAGCAUUUGAUGGCAUUCUUCAGACAAAUAUUUUAUUGAAAACGCUCAACUUAUCCGGAAAUCCAAUUGGUGAUGAAGGAACUAAGUAUCUUUCCGAUAUUCUGAUGGGGAAUAGUGGAAUCCAGAAGAUUCAGCUUAACAGUACUGGUAUUGGGGAUGAGGGGGCAAAAGCUAUUGCAGAGCUGCUAAAAAAGAAUUCAACAUUACGUGUUUUAGAGCUUAACAACAAUAUGAUUGAGUUUUCCGGAUUUGCUGGUCUGGCUGGAGCACUUCUUGAAAACAACUCUAUUAGAUCGAUACAUCUCAAUGGGAAUUAUGGCGGUCCACUUGGAGUAGCAAGUUUGGGCAAAGGCAUUGAAGGAAACAAAUCCUUAAGGGAACUUCAUUUACAUGGCAAUAACAUGGGUAAUGAGGGCAUAAGAGCAUUAGUGUCAGGCUUAUCUGCACACAAGGGAAAAAUAACUCUUUUGGACCUGGGGAAUAAUGAUAUUGGUCCUAAGGGAGCUUUCCAUGUUGCUAACUAUAUCAAAAAAACAAAAUCCUUGCUAUGGCUGAAUCUUUAUAUGAAUGAUAUUGGUGAUGAGGGGGCUGAAUUGAUUGCUGAUGCCUUGAAGCAAAAUCGGACGAUAAGUACGAUUGAUUUGGGAGGUAACAACAUUCACAUGCGAGGAGUUAGCGAGAUAGCUCAAGUCUUAAAAGACAACUCAAUCAUCACUACAUUGGAACUAGGUUACAACCCAAUUGGGCCUGAGGGGGUCAAAGCUCUCUGUGAAGUCAUCAAGUUUCAUGGAAAACUAGAAACCCUAAAACUUGGUUGGUGCCAGAUAGGACCCAAAGGAGCGGAGUACGUUGCAGAUGCUUUGAAGUACAACACCACAUUGUCCACUCUCGAUUUGCGGGCGAAUGGGCUCGGAGAUGAUGGUGCAGUCUGCUUAGCACGUAGCUUGAAAAUUGUUAACGAGGCGUUGACAUCACUCGAUCUGGGUUUCAAUGAGAUCCGAGAUACCGGAGCAUUUGCAUUAGCCCAAGCACUAAAGGCAAAUGAGGAUCUUGCCGUUACUUCACUAAACCUCGCGAGCAAUUUUUUGACCAAAUAUGGACAGGUGGCUUUAACUGAGGCUCGAGAUCAUGUCUAUGAGAUGAGUGAGAAGGAGAUCAGCAUCUAUUUUUAGCUGUCACCAUACUUUUAAUUCCUUCUCCCAUUUUUGUGAAGGCUGGGAGUCUGUACUUACAGAUUUUAAUAUUUUAUUAUAG
Phalaenopsis equestris is the source of this 1815-nucleotide messenger RNA. RefSeq names its product protein NLRC3. The record is from RefSeq and is a predicted model, not a curated record. Gene Ontology annotation, molecular function: protein binding. NCBI's taxonomy places the organism in Eukaryota, Viridiplantae, Streptophyta, Magnoliopsida, Asparagales, Orchidaceae.